Siniperca chuatsi (mandarin fish) is the source of this 1988-nucleotide messenger RNA. RefSeq names its product ring finger protein 126 (gene rnf126). The transcript is spliced from 9 exons. NCBI's taxonomy places the organism in Eukaryota, Metazoa, Chordata, Actinopteri, Centrarchiformes, Sinipercidae. Gene Ontology annotation, cellular component: cytoplasm. The record is from RefSeq and is a predicted model, not a curated record. Gene Ontology annotation, molecular function: ubiquitin protein ligase activity. Gene Ontology annotation, biological process: protein ubiquitination. Bases 104 to 1039 code for a protein of 311 amino acids.
GGUGCUCGCUUGUUUCCGUUUCCACCAUGGUUUCCACCUUUCAGGUUUUGUUGUCCCUUCUUGCUUCCCGUCCGUACCGUACGAACUGAUCUACUGCUUAGAAAUGGCUGAAGCUCCCCCACGGCCCUGCCGGUUUUUUUGUCACCGGUGUUCAGCAGAGAUUAGUCCGCGUUUACCGGACUACACCUGUCCACGCUGUGAAUCUGGCUUCAUUGAGGAACUGCCUGAGGAAAGAAGUACUGAAAAUGGGUCCGCAUCCACGUCCUCCACCAGUGAUCAGAACCGCCCGUCCUUUGAGAACAUGGAUCACCAACAUUUAUUCACAUUUCCCUCUGGGUACGGCCCGUUCGCCCUUGGGAUUUUUGAUGAAAGCUUCGACCUUCGAACGCGGCUACCAACAGAGGACAAUCGAGAGACAGAAAACAGGAGAGAACGGGAAAUGGCGUCACGGCAACGAUACAGUGCACGGCAACCACGGGGUCGACAUGUUCCUCGACGACAGGGUACGCGCCAUGAAGGAGUGCCCACAUUAGAGGGAAUUAUCCAGCAACUAGUAAAUGGAAUCAUAGCACCUACAGCCAUGCCAAAUAUCGGGAUGGGACCAUGGGCUAUGCUACAUUCCAAUCCAAUGGACUACGCCUGGGGUGCCAAUGGUCUUGAUGCUAUCAUUACACAGUUAUUGAACCAGUUUGAAAACACGGGUCCCCCUCCUGCUGACAGAGAGAGGAUAAAGAGUUUACCCACCAUCUCCAUUACAGAGGAACAUGUGGGUGCUGGUUUAGAGUGUCCUGUGUGCAAAGAAGACUACAGCAUUGAGGAGAGUGUUAGACAACUGCCUUGCAAUCACUUGUUUCACAAUGACUGUAUAGUACCAUGGCUGGAACAGCAUGAUACGUGUCCUGUGUGCAGGAAGAGUCUUAGUGGACAGAACACAGCCACAGACCCACCAGGGUUAUCAGGAAUGAACUUCUCUCCCUCCUCCUCAUCCUCUUCCUCCCCCAGCUCACCUAGCAAUGAGAAUGCUACCAGCAACUCAUAGAUUUUCACCGUCACCUCACAUUUGAAAACCUCACAACAUACGUCAAACAAGACCCAAUGUCUCCUCUCUACAGCUGAGACCAGGACAGUUGUCCGCUUCAAUUCAAGGGGACGAUAUCAGUCGAGGUGAACUCUGAAUCUGUUGCAGACUGUUAGUCAUUAUUCCUCCCCCUGUGCUGAACGGACGCUGGGUCCAGCUCCUGCUGCCAUUGUUGCUGAGUAUUUGAGGAGGUGGGACUGGGCAGUGUGGAAGGAGGAUCCAGAAAGGCUGUGAAUAAUAAUAAUAAUAAUAAUAAAAGUGGGAUUGUGACCAGAACUGGAGCGGAGUUUGAGCCAGAGUGGACUGCUUUUUGAUGGAGACAUGUCUUUGCCACGAGGCUGGGACACAUUUUAUAUUUUAAAGACAAAAUGCUCUUUUUUAAAAAACAUUUCCUGUGGUGGUGCAGAGUACAUAGAUGUAUAGAUAGGGAAUUCAUUUUGAACUGUCAGCCACUGAGUGUAUGCAUCUGAUUUCUAUUUAUUUGCGCCUUUGUUUUUUGAUUUUGCACAGUUCUGUCUGAUGUUGAGAAUGUGAAUUUGGGUAAACUACUGAACAAAAAAAAAAAAAGAUUUUUCACAUUUUUGCAUUGAAUAAGUCUUUCAAGACUUGUUUUUUUGUCUUUAUUAGAGCUUGAUCCAGUGUACUAGGUGUAUCUUGACAAGGUAAAGAUCCACACAGCUUCAACAGUGGACACAUUUUUAUUCCUCAAGUGAAAAAGUCACAAACCUACUUAUUUAUUGAACCCUUGCCCAAGAUGCAAAGGAGCAUUGUAAAAGGAAAAAAGACACACAAAAGGCAUGGAAUUAUGUUACCUCUAUGGAACUGACCAAAUGUGUUUCACAAAACAAGUGUUUAUUAUUUUAUUUACUGAUUUUUCGUACAGUCACAAUAAAGUGCUAAAACAAACAUA